GGAUAGCAGCACGCGGCAUCUUUUUGGCGGCCAUCACAACGAAGAACUGAAAGUCGCAAGCCAAAACGCAUAAUUUAAUGUGUUGACAAAAAACGCGCAUUUAGAUUUAAAUAAAACGAAACCAAACAAUUUGAAAAUGUCCGCAAGCGCUGCACGAGUUUACAUUCAAGUAGAAAGCGAGGCCGAGCAGCAGGAGCAUCUGAAACAACAACGCAAGACACUAAAGCCAAUUCAGGCUAGCGCCAACGCCAACGACAAGGAGAAUCUAACGGGACGUGUCUCCAUCGUGGAUCAGCUUAGUCGCUUAAAAGCCGGCGUCAAUACAACGCCCAAAUAUGGCAAACGCAAAUGUGUAGAUACAGCGGCCACAACAACAAUAACCACACAGGAUGCCGAUACACAGACCGAAGACUGUGCAUCCACCAGCGAUGCCGAUAAGCCAAUCACAGCGGCUGAUCUGACCAGCGAGAGCGAACCGGGUGAGAACUACUACAAACUGCUAUCGGAGCAGCGACGCGUUGCCCUCGAGGAGACACUCAACGAGAAUCGCCAUUUGCACGAACGCAUCGAGGGACUCGAAGAGGAGAUGAACACGAUGCGGCAAGAGCUCGACGAGGCUAAGACUCUGGUGGAGGUGCUCAAAGAGAUAUGCGACGAGAAUGAUGGCGAUGACGAACAGACGCAAUCAGAGGAUCAACACGAAUAGUUACACGAACUGCUAAAUAAAUAAAUAAAUACAUUUAUUACAUGUUAGAGUCAUAUUACUAUUAUAUUUUGAAAGUAGAUGUAGUUAAUUCAUUUCGAUUUUUCUAACUUAUACAUUUAUUAUUAUUAUUAUUAUCAUUAUUAAUAUAUAUGCAACAACCAACCCAAUGGACUGGUCUCAAUGUACGCCAGCAAUAAAUAUUUUUUAGUUAAUUUUCCAAUAAAAGUUGUUUCCGUA
This is a messenger RNA of Drosophila mojavensis, 943 nucleotides long. RefSeq lists its product as uncharacterized. Bases 137 to 706 code for a protein of 189 amino acids. The transcript has a single exon. The record is from RefSeq and is a predicted model, not a curated record. Lineage: Eukaryota; Metazoa; Arthropoda; Insecta; Diptera; Drosophilidae. Gene Ontology annotation, biological process: negative regulation of DNA replication; negative regulation of cell cycle. Gene Ontology annotation, cellular component: nucleus.